UAUAAAUCCAAAACACUUCAUUCCAACCCGCCCGGCUUCGACACUAUGGAGACAGAGAAACAAAAACUUAUAAUCGAAGAAAUCGAAGAAGAAACAAACCCGACCGCAACCGGGUCAGCUCCGAGUCCCAAUCCGAACCAGAAAACCGUUAAGACGAAGGUGCCCGAGGUGGAGAUCCACUUGUACCGGCAGGGGAAGGGUCCAAUCGACGUUUUCAAGUCGAGCUUGUCCGGGUGGGACCAGAACCAGUUGGAGGUCCGAGAAAUCCUCGAGAAAUACGGGUUCAAGUCGAUUUUCGCCUUCUCUCCCGGGUCGGGUCGCGGUGCUCCGAUACGGUUUAAUCCGAGGAAUGGACGGUCGAUGCUCGUGUACAAGGAUGGUUCUGUUGUUCGCAUUGAUGGAGAACCAAAGGAUUCUGUGAUCAAACCUAUAACCAAAAUCUUAUUUGGAGUAGCAGUUGUAGCCCUUCUGAUAUCAUUUGUGUGGAAGGAGAACCCUCAAUGGUUUGACAAAUUAAGCAUCUCUGGGAACUUCCCGCCGUGGGUCCUUGCUUGUGUAGUUAUAGUUUUUAUCCGUAUGAGGAAGAGAACUAGAGACCUUUUAAAGAAGUAUGGUUGGUGAGGAGAUGCCGCCAAUGCAAUUUUUAUGACGCCAAAAAAGCUUGAUUGUUUACUGAAGUUUUGUGAAAAAAGUGGAUAGCUAUCUGUCAUGACCUCUAUAUCAUAUAUUUAUAGCAUCGAUGAUAAGAGAUACUGAGCUGGUAAGGCGAUUCAAUAGAUGUUUUGUUUCAGUUUUAUUGUUUCUUAAUUAGAAUCAAAAGGUGGCAGAAAAGAUUUGGUUGAAUUGUUGUUAAAAUUUCAUUUUUGGCAGAAGGGAAAUGAACUUUUUAUUCAAUUU
Molecule: messenger RNA, 897 nt
Organism: Pistacia vera
Lineage: Eukaryota; Viridiplantae; Streptophyta; Magnoliopsida; Sapindales; Anacardiaceae
Exons: 2
Coding region: 46-621 (191 amino acids)
Source: RefSeq, a predicted model, not a curated record